Messenger RNA from Carassius gibelio (silver crucian carp), 2180 nucleotides. It is a transcript of the gene mansc1, whose product is annotated as MANSC domain containing 1. The transcript is spliced from 4 exons. NCBI's taxonomy places the organism in Eukaryota, Metazoa, Chordata, Actinopteri, Cypriniformes, Cyprinidae. The record is from RefSeq and is a predicted model, not a curated record. Bases 307 to 1731 code for a protein of 474 amino acids.
GCAGAUGCGCUACAGCUACACCAGCAUCCAGCAGCAGCAGCUCGAUAAAGAGCGUCACGGUCCGAGCUUACAGAGACAAAUCCAGUUCACACCCGAGAGGAAACCAGCGCUUCAUUCAUCAGUGAUUGUGCUCUUGAACAUUUAGAGCUGUGAGCAUCCCUGAUCAGUGUGUGUGUGUGUGUGUGAGAGAGAGAGAGAGCAUCAUCACCAUCAUCAUCCAGCGGAGGACAAAGGCACAGAAAUGGGUCACAGCAGCGGCUGAUCUCAGGGUCUCUCUUCUGCUCUGUGCUCCUCAAACAUCACGUCAUGUUCCUCAGCUGUGUUCUUCUGCUGUGUCUCCUGCUGCAUGUCUGCGGCGGGGCGCUGGACCCCGACAAAGAGAUGUGUUACUCUCGACAGCAUCGGGACGCUGCUGUAAACACACAUGUGUCUCUGGAUCAGAGGGGAACCGUCAUGGAGGCCCGAGCCAUGCCUUCAGAGAAAGACUGCAUCCUCACCUGCUGCUCGGAGGACGUGGCUCCAGGGCUGAAGUGUAAUCUGGUGGUGUAUGAGCCGGCGGAGCGGCCCGGAGAUCUGAACUGUCAUCUCUUCUACUGUCCGAGCGAGAGAGAGUGUCCUCUGAUGACCGCUCGCCCCGGAGUCAACACCUACAACAUCUUCAAGGGUCUAACUCAUCCAACAACUAAAGGAAGUGGAAGAAUAACAGCCAAACCCACAGCACCACAGCUGACCACCACUACACCCACAACUACACCCAAAACUACACCCACGACACCCAGGACUACACCCAGAACUACACCCACGACACCCAGGACUACACCCAAAACUACACCCAGGACUACACCCACAACUACACCCAGAACUACACCCACGACACCCAGGACCACACCAAUGACUACACCCACAACUACACCAAAAACUACACCCACGACACCCAGGACUACACCCACAACUACACCCAGGAAUACACCAAUGACUACACCCAAAACUACACCCACAACUACACCAAGGACUACACCCAGGACUACACCCAAAACUACACCCACAACUACACCAAGGACUACAACUACAACUACACCCAGGACUACACCCAGGCUUACACCCACAACUACCCCCACAACACCCAGGACUACACCCAGGACUACAGCACCAGCCACAUCCUCCUCCAUCAGCAGAACUAAAGAAGCUCCGACUGAGUCAGAAUCACCAGUGAUGCUCAAAACCGUCGCUAUGACAACCGCACCCGCUACCACGGCAACCAGCACCACACAGUCCACCAGCACGACUAAAAGCACCAGCACUAAAGCGCCUCGUCCUCCUCCACGGACGCCCCUCAAACCCAUCCAACCCAAAAAACCCAGCAAACCCUCGAGACCAGAGACGCAUUCAGUGAGUCCCGUCAGAGCCACGCCGAAACCUACAGCCCCCCCGACCACCAGCACCUCCAUCACCCCCACUGCUCCACCCUCGACCCCUGAGCCAGCCCCUGCAGACGUGAUCGAGCCGGAGAGCAACUCGAAGCGCCCAGGUCGUGGUCAUCCCGUUCUGUCUCUUCCAGGGAAGCCCAAGGUGUCUCGAGUGAUGUGGAAGAACAGCCUGGUGGCCAUCGUGGUGAUCACACUCAUCUUCCUCACACUCAUCCUCUCUCUGGCGGCCCGUAAAGCCAUGGAGUCCUUCGACAGACGCCACUACACCCGACUGGAGCUCAACGACCUGCACUACGAGGUGUAAACCAUCCACUGGAGAAAGCUUUGUGUUGUAAUAUUUAGGCUGUUUGGUUCAGAAACACAGAGCACUGUCGACGCUUCAUCUGUGAAUAGAGAGAAAUCAAAAGCAAUACACUGAACUCAGGUGGCCUCGGACGAUGAACAGCAUCAGUCCUGUCUGACGUUUCUUCGGUUUUCUUCUGCUCUGAUCCUGAAUCAUGUGUUUAGCUCAUCACUCUCACAACAGAUCCUCACGCGUGUCCCGUGUUUCAGUCUGGAUCUGGCUGUUUUGUAAUUCACUGCGUUUUUUGGAUGAUUGUCUGCUUUAACGAUCACUGAACAACAGCAUGAGAUUCAGAAAUCUGUCUGUUUUGAUCUUCAGUAUUUUCUAAUCUGUUAUUAUGUGUUUGUUGUUGGUACAUUUUUAGUGAGCCUUGGCUUCACGGACACCUGUGAUUAUUUCUCUCGCAAGAA